AAAAACAACAAGUUGUCAUUUAUUAUCUCCAGCAUCCCAAAGCAUCGCCCUCUCAAUAUAUAGACAAGUCUUGCUAGUUUCUGUUCUCUGCUCACUUCAUUCACAAAGUUCUUGCAAGAUGACGAGUCACUACAGAAACACCAUCUCUAUUGUUUCUCUCUUGUGUUGUCUCUAUAUCACAUCUGCGUCUGCACGUUCCUCCAUACGUCAAUAUACUGAUGACUUUAACACAAAUCUUCAGCAGGAGAAUGGAGCAGGACCAAACCCAAACGUGGGAGAAGUAAACUAUGUAGACAAACUUCAAGAGAUCUCAUCUCGUGAUUAUAAAGUUUCAGCUUCAAACGCAGUGAAAGGUCUGAGAGAUCGUCCUCCAUCGUCUUACACUCUCAAGAUGGAGUCUUUCAACACUCUCCUUAAGUCAAACUACGCAGAGAGAUACGAGUCUCGCCCUUUUGCAGUUGGUGGAUACAACUGGACACUUGUUGUGUAUCCCAACGGGAACAAGAAGGACAGUGGUUCAGAGUACCUUUCUCUUUACGUGGCCAUAGACAACUCCACUCUCGUCGCUGCACAUCAAGAGGUUUUGGCAGAUCUCAGGUUCUACAUCUUCAACAAUAACGAGAGGAAGUACUUCACCAUCCAAGAUACUACUGUAUGGAGAUUCAACGUCUUCAAAACAAUGUGGGGAUUCUCUCAGGUCCUCCCUGUUGACACCUUCAAAGAUCCGAAAAACGGAUACCUCUAUGAUGGAGAUCACUGUGAGUUUGGCGUUGAUGUGAUCAUUCCUUCUAUAGCUGAGAACUCAGAACUCUUCUCUGCCACUGAGAAGUUCUAUAACCCGACAUUCACCUGGACGAUUCGAGGAUUCUCCACCCUGCUUAAAGAUAUGUACUCAUCAGAUGUGUUUACUAUUGGAGGAAGAAGUUGGAAUAUACAAGUGUAUCCAAAUGGUCGAGGCGAGGGAGAGGGAAAGUUCUUGUCCAUGUUUCUUAAGCUCAAUGGGGAGGAGAAACUCAGACCCUAUGAGAAGGUUUAUGUUCGAGCCAAACUUCGGGUUCUUAACCAAAGCAAACUCAACAAUGUCCAAAACCAACUGGAUAGUUGGUUCAGUAGAGCAGUACCGAGCUGGGGGUUUCGUAAGUUGAUAUCUUUUGAUGAUCUGAGAGAUUCAUCAAAGGGUUUCCUUGUGAAUGAUAUGCUGAUGGUUCAAGUUGAAAUGGAGGCUGUUUCUUCAACCAAGUACUUUCCCUAGUUAGAUUCUCUCUAAGGCAAUGAACUUGCAGCUCCAUGCUUUUGUUUGGUUAUCAACCAACCUAAUAAUAAGAUUCUGUGUGCUUGCUUCUCAAAUAAAU
This is a messenger RNA of Brassica napus (rape), 1352 nucleotides long. Its product is annotated as probable inactive serine/threonine-protein kinase fnkC. The coding region runs from base 119 to 1252 and encodes 377 amino acids. Gene Ontology annotation, molecular function: protein binding. The transcript has 6 exons. The record is from RefSeq and is a predicted model, not a curated record. Lineage: Eukaryota; Viridiplantae; Streptophyta; Magnoliopsida; Brassicales; Brassicaceae.